This is a messenger RNA of Striga hermonthica, 619 nucleotides long. Lineage: Eukaryota; Viridiplantae; Streptophyta; Magnoliopsida; Lamiales; Orobanchaceae. The record is from the annotation of a GenBank genome assembly.
UGCGUUUCUGUCGACCUUGCGGGGUGGCGCACUUGAUUGGUUCCAUCAGCUAACUCCCGGGUCGAUCAAAGAUUUCGAGGAUUUUGCCGGGCAACUUGUCAACCAGUACGCCAGUGCAGUCGCGCAGGAAAAUACGUAUCUCACUCUGAUGGCGAUGCGGCAGGGCGAAAAAGAGUCUCUGCGUAAAUAUGUUGCUCGAUACAAUCAGAUGUGCCUGGAGGUGCCCACGGCAGUUGACGAGGUGAAGGCGGGAGGAUUAAUUAGGAGCCUGCGACCAAGGCCAUGUCGAACGUCAUUAGCAAAGACACCUGCUCGAACUUAUGACGAGGUGAUAAAAAGAUGCAAGAAGUACAUCAACUUGGAGGAGACGGAAGCCGAGCUUGCCAAACUCGAGGAGGUGGCGAGGCCCGACCAAAGGAAAGGAAAGCCGAGUUCACCUAGGAGAGGGUCACCUAGGAGAAACCCCCCGAAAAAUGGCUCAUUCAGGAGGUUGUCGCCCAGGGGAGAUAGCCGAAAUCAGUUUCAAGGAGGGCGAGAAGAUUGUUGGCAAGGGAGACCCCGACUACCCAAUGGUCAGAGAUAUAACAAUUUCACUCCCCUUAAUGAUCAAGUGGGCGAG